Salvelinus namaycush (lake trout) is the source of this 1883-nucleotide messenger RNA. RefSeq lists its product as uncharacterized. The record is from RefSeq and is a predicted model, not a curated record. Gene Ontology annotation, cellular component: cytoplasm. NCBI's taxonomy places the organism in Eukaryota, Metazoa, Chordata, Actinopteri, Salmoniformes, Salmonidae. The coding region runs from base 340 to 1131 and encodes 263 amino acids. The transcript has 5 exons.
ACUCUACCGCUCUCAUACAGACUCAGACACACACACACACACGUCACCCAGAUACAGUCAGUCACAGUGUAACACACACGGACCGAGGUCGCUAACGCUACAAGCUGAGCAGUCACAAAUACCAGCAAGGAAUCAUUGACCAUCCACCCUCCCAGCAGAAGUCAUAUAACAUAACGGAGGAAACGUCUAAGAAGUUGAAAGAGAACUCUUCAGCCUUUUGGAAUUGAGACUGUACCAGAUCCACCAGACGUUGGGAUUUAAAGCCCUUUGUUGAACCAGGCCGGCACCAGCAUUUCCCAACAGCACCAGAGAAAGGGAGUUCAUCUAGGAUCAGCCAGUAUGCUGGCUCAGAUCUUACAGGAGAUGUGGGUGGACCCAGAGGUUUUGGAGGCCCUGAGUGAAGACCAGAGGAGAAUCUUAUUCCUGAAGAUGAGAGAGGAGCAGGUCAGACGCUGGAUAGAGAGGGAGGAGAAGGACGAGAGAGAGAGGAGAACCAGGGAACAACACAGGUCUAAAAAAGGUCACAGUAAGAGCGUGCGCUGGCUGUUGGGUCGUGAUGGGGAUGUGAGUGUGAGCGUGAUCGGAGAGGUGGAUGAAUUUAGAUCCUCCAAACUCCUCCAGACCCUUCGUACCAACACCAGACUACAGAGUGCAGAAAUAAACAACCUAGUGGUUGAUCUCCAUACUGUGUCUCUACUGACAGACAGAGUGAACCACCAAACCAGCUCACAAUCAACCACACUGAUGCAACUCAGCGUAGACUCAGAUGGCUCUAAGGACUCUGAGGAGGACCAGGACUCAGGCAGCGCUGAGGACGACCCAAAGGACCCCGGGGAGGACAGCAGCGACAAUGAGUCAGGCAACAGCACCGACGACCUAAAGGACUGGGGCCUCUGCUACAGACCCCACCACAGCAACAUCAGCCUGUCUCUCCAACCCCAGCUGUCAGUCACAGAGAAGGCCCGCCCACACGGCAGAGGAGUGGUGGUCAGUCAUGAGGAGGAGAGCCCAGCGUUUGGUGGUCGGGUGGCCCAGCUCAGGAGAACGUUUGCCACAUCCUCUCCCAUCGCCAAGCCCCCUGUGCCCACCAAACCUUCACACCUGAAGCUGGUGCCCAGGUCCUCUAGGUAACACCAGGGUCACCCACGGUCAACCAAUCACACAGAAGAGGUACUGCCCACCUGAAGAGCUCAUUUGAAUACCAGGUAAAAGUGACCUACGGACAGACACUCACCUGAGGAACGGUGCAGAGAAAUAGGAGCUACAAACUUAGCCGAGUUAAAGGUGGACAUGCACAGCAGAGUGGGAGGAAUGCUUGACACUGGUACUCUGGUGAAUUGCCCCCCUCUUUGAAGGUUUGUGGAGACUGCGUGGUAGUUAUACACUUCCACCUCUCCUUGAACCUAAAUACACAAGAGGUUUGGACAUGGUUAAUACAAGAGCUAUUUCUACAUAGUUACAUGGAAGUUUGUAUCUGAUUUGUACAUGGGGUGGAGGACACGAUUUAGCUUUACGUUUGUAAUCAUGAAUUAUGCAUCAUUUAUUUUCACUUUGCUGUCUCUCGUAUGUUUGGGCCAUAGAUCAAACCAUCCUGGUAUGUUUGGGCUUUAGGUCAAACCAUCCUGGUAUGUUUGGGCCAUAGGUCAAACCAUCCUGUCAUGUUUUUAGUUACCUGAUCUUUUGCUUUAUUAAUUGUGUUCAUUAUCUAACAGUCUAACCUCGUAGGCUUUCUAGUCAUAUCAUGUUUUGUAUAUCUGCACUGUAACUACAUUUGUUUGAGGAGGCUAUUUCUAUUUUGUGUGUGAAACAUGCUUGUGCGAAACACAUAUUUCUUUGACCUGUUGGUCUCUAAUUCAGCUAAAUAAAAAUGCUGAAGAAAUGUG